Molecule: messenger RNA, 2283 nt
Organism: Gossypium raimondii (Peruvian cotton)
Lineage: Eukaryota; Viridiplantae; Streptophyta; Magnoliopsida; Malvales; Malvaceae
Exons: 2
Coding region: 352-2136 (594 amino acids)
Molecular function (GO): zinc ion binding
Source: RefSeq, a predicted model, not a curated record
UUUCCAGUUUUCCUUGGUUUUCCAAUCAUCCAAACACAAAAGCAAAAUAAGUUCUUUUAUCAAAUUUAAUUUUUCCCUCUCCAAUUCUCAAACUUUCCACUUAUUCCAGGGUUUCUUCACCUCCCAUUUCAUUUAAAAGGCGGCGCUGAGCAAAGGGCAAGAGUUUGUUGCCUUCCUUUUUGUGAAAAUUUAUUGAAAGAAACAAGCCUUAGAUCUUGCGGGCAUCGUGGAAUUUGAAAGAGUUAGACCUAAAUCAAUUCCAGCUUUUCCUUGGAAGCAUUUUCUGUUCUGUUUAUUGAAUGGAGGGAGCCCUUUGAAUCACGUCAGUCUGUUGCCUCAUUUCAUGUAGUCAUGGCUGAUCAUGCUUUAGUGGUAGCUGAUACUUCUCAUACCCUUGUAGAACAUUCAUUAGUUAUCGGGCAGGAAUUUCCUGAUGUUGAAACCUGCAGAAGAACCUUGAAAGAUAUUGCUAUAGCAUUGCAUUUUGAUCUUAGGAUAGUGAAAUCAGAUCGCAGCCGAUUUAUAGCCAAGUGCUCCAAAGAAGGUUGUCCCUGGCGAGUCCAUGUUGCAAAAUGUCCUGGGGUUCCAACUUUCUCAAUUAGAACUCUGCAUGGAGAGCAUACAUGUGAAGGGGUUCGCAACCUCCAUCAUCAGCAAGCAUCAGUGGGUUGGGUUGCAAGAUCAGUUGAAGCACGCAUUCGGGAUAAUCCACAGUACAAACCAAAAGAAAUCCUGCAAGAUAUCCGAGACCAGCAUGGAGUUGCUGUUUCUUAUAUGCAAGCUUGGCGAGGAAAGGAACGAAGUAUGGCUGCUCUUCAUGGGACUUUUGAAGAAGGGUAUCGCCUUCUUCCUGCAUACUGUGAGCAAAUAAGAAAAACCAACCCUGGAAGUGUUGCAUCGGUUUUUGCCACUGGACAAGAAAAUUGUUUUCAGCGCCUCUUUAUUUCUUACCGUGCUUCUAUCUAUGGUUUUAUAACCGCCUGUAGACCACUUCUAGAACUUGAUAAGGCAGAUCUGAAAGGAAAAUACUUGGGUGCAUUACUUUGUGCUGCAGCUGUUGAUGCUGAUGACGCAUUGUUUCCCUUGGCAAUUGCUAUUGUUGACGUGGAAAGUGAUGAAAAUUGGAUGUGGUUCAUGUCAGAGUUGAGGAAGCUUCUUGGUGUGAACACUGAAAACAUGCCUAGACUUACUAUACUGUCUGAAAGACAGCGAGGCAUGGUAGAUGCAGUAGAAACCCAUUUUCCUAGUGCGUUUCAUGGUUUUUGUCUACGUUAUGUCAGUGAAAAUUUCCGUGAUACAUUUAAGAACACAAAGUUGGUUAAUAUCUUCUGGAACGCUGUUUAUGCUCUCACGACUGUAGAGUUUGAGAGCAAAAUUGCAGAAAUGGUAGAGAUCUCACAGGAUGUUAUACAAUGGUUUCAACUCUUCCCUCCCCGGCUUUGGGCAGUAGCAUAUUUUGAAGGAGUGAGAUAUGGCCACUUUACGCUUGGUGUGACUGAGAUGUUAUAUAAUUGGGCCCUCGAAUGUCAUGAGCUCCCCAUUGUGCAGAUGAUGGAACAUAUUCGCCAUCAACUAACUACUUGGUUUACCAAUCGUCGUGAAAUGGGAAUGAGAUGGACCUCAAUUCUUGUUCCAUCUGCCGAGAAGCGAAUUUCGGAGGCAAUUGCAGAUGCUCGUUGCUACCAAGUACUUAGAGCAAAUGAAGUUGAGUUUGAGAUUGUCUCAACCGAGAGGACUAAUAUAGUGGAUAUUAGGAGUCGUGUGUGUUCCUGUCGGCGAUGGCAGCUGUAUGGUUUACCAUGUGCACAUGCUGCAGCUGCCCUUAUUUCUUGUGGGCAGAAUGCUCAUAUGUUUGCCGAACCUUGUUUCACAGUGGGAAGCUACCGUGAGACCUAUUCACAGAUGAUACAUCCUAUUCCAGAUAAGAGCAUUUGGAAGGAGCUGGGUGAAGGAGCUGAGGGUGGAGCUGCGAAGCUUGAUAUCACAAUACGCCCUCCCAAAAUUCGCCGGCCACCUGGCAGACCGAAAAAGAAAGUCCUUCGUGUAGAGAACUUGAAGCGGCCAAAGAGAGUUGUUCAAUGUGGUAGAUGCCAUUUAUUAGGUCAUUCUCAAAAGAAAUGCACAAUGCCAAUUUGACCCUGAUUUAGAAUCUUUUUUUGCCCCUUUCUUUUUAGCCUUUCAAUAUUUUGUUUUGAAAUUCCAAUAGAAUCAGUAAUGUGUUUGUAAUGUUAUUGUAUGGUUUUAACAUUCCAGUCUUAGAAUAAAGCAUAUCCUCUGCUCAAA